This is a messenger RNA of Musca domestica (house fly), 1686 nucleotides long. RefSeq names its product YqaJ-like viral recombinase. The record is from RefSeq and is a predicted model, not a curated record. The transcript is spliced from 3 exons. The coding region runs from base 80 to 1438 and encodes 452 amino acids. NCBI's taxonomy places the organism in Eukaryota, Metazoa, Arthropoda, Insecta, Diptera, Muscidae.
AUCACUAAUUGACGGCUUAUUUUUACAAUUUGUUUGAUUCUACAAAUAAACAUUAAAACCCCAAAAAAAUUCGAACAAAAUGAUUAUAAUGCACGUUGAUUUGGAACCGGGGUUCCGCAAGGCCGAUAUAAACAAUUUACCAACCGUAAAUAGUCAAACGGUGUUCGAUUUCAUAGCAAAAGUAGCCAAGGGUCAACAGAAUCUGACGAGGCAACAGACGCAAGAUGCUGAUCUACGUGUGGAUUACGUGCAGAUACGCCGUCUGGCGGAAGAGACUGAUGUCAAGGCAUUGGUGUUUCCCGCCGCAACAGCAUUGGCUUCCCGGGUGGAGGGACAUGUGCGUGUUAGCAUUAAAGUUGAUACCAAAAAACAAGCUAUUACGGAAUCAGUGUGUGACCGGUGCUUGGGAAAGGAAUCAUGUCCUCACAUCCUGACCCUAAUAUUUUGGUUACAUCGUAAAAGUACCGACACAGAUACCCCCAUUGUUCAUGACUUUUGGGGUCAUGAAACAGAAUCUCUCAUGGAAGAAGGUCGCUUAGAAUCACUGAGGCUACGUGACAUCUUUGCCUGUGAAGAGUUGCGCAUGGAAUGUGAUGUAGAAGCGGCUGCUGUAACAGAUGUCGAAGGUGCUGCCUUCCUAGAGGCUGUUUUAGAUGAAAUGGAGGGACAAGAUUUGAAAGAUGCAGCCUUAUAUCGACAUUUUAGAGGAGUGACCGAAGAAUUCGAACCCAUUUACAUACAUCAUACCCUCUUGGAUUCCACAAAUAAUGGCAUAAAAGAUGCCAAUACAUUUCUGCAAUACAUGGAAGAACAAUGCAAACAGGGGAUAUUUGAUCGGGUUGCUGCCAUCUCAAAAAAUUGCUAUAAAAGUUCCCUUUGGCUGGAGACGCAAUACAUGCGACUACGUUGUUCUCUGAUACAUCGCAUUGCCUCGCGUAAAGAUACCAUUGAAGAUGAACAGAUUUUGGAGGCACUGUUUUGUAAAAAUCGUGAUUUCAACGUUGAGGAUAAACAACAAAUGAAACAACACAAACGUUUCAUAUUGAAACAGACUGAGAAACUGGAAAAUAAAACCUAUCAUGAAUGCGGCCUGCUGAUCAGUGAAAGUUAUCCAUAUAUAUGUGCCUCUCCGGAUGGCAUUACGGAUGAUCAUAUUGUGGAAAUUAAAGCACCCAAAACAGAUGAAGAAUUUGAAAAAUACCUAGAGGGUCGGGAAACAAUUGCCCCCAAAUAUAUGGCCCAGAUACAAAUACAAAUGUACACAGCGAAUGUGACCAAGGCUUUGUAUUGUGUCCUCAGUCCCACCUUUGAUACCAAUGGAGCUUUACAUUAUGUUUGGGUCCAAGCCGAUAUGGAAUUUGUGGCAAGUUUACUGAGUGCAGCCGAAGAUUUUUGGAAAGAGGUGGUAUUUCCACGUUUGGCAAAGAUUUAUUUUUAAUUUAAAGGAAUAUAAAAAUUAGUCAUUUGUUUGCAUUAUUGUAAAAUAAUUUAGAGUACGCACACUCACACAAAAUCAUAAUAUGGGAAUCCAAUACAGAAAGUUGGGCGAAAGAAAAACGUGAGUAUUUGUUGGUUCACUAUCUUUACACCUAAAAUGUUCUGUAUCCAGCUAAAUCCCAAACAAUCAUUUUCAUCGCCUCUUUUUAUUAGAUAGGAAACAUAAAUAAAAUUGUGUUUUAAAACCCA